Siniperca chuatsi (mandarin fish) is the source of this 1411-nucleotide messenger RNA. RefSeq names its product periphilin-1. The coding region runs from base 165 to 1001 and encodes 278 amino acids. Gene Ontology annotation, biological process: negative regulation of gene expression, epigenetic; protein localization to heterochromatin; negative regulation of DNA-templated transcription. The record is from RefSeq and is a predicted model, not a curated record. The transcript is spliced from 8 exons. NCBI's taxonomy places the organism in Eukaryota, Metazoa, Chordata, Actinopteri, Centrarchiformes, Sinipercidae. Gene Ontology annotation, cellular component: nucleoplasm.
CAGGAGAAACGCCUGCUUCUGUUUUCGGUUUUGAUAAGCCUUCAUGACCGCAUGAUUGGGCGGCGGUAUAAAAAGGAAGUUACUGCGGAAACCAGAGAAAACGCAGGCUGUUUGUCGACAACGUGAGAUAUUCAAGAACAAGAUCAAACAACGAACAGACAGACAUGGACCAUGCACGACCGCAGGACACACAACAAAGCAAGGGCUCCACGUUGCGGCACAGGGAACACAGCGAUGAGUCCGCCGACAAAAGGCCCACUGACAGCUCUGUGUCUCCCAGUCAGGAUGAGAAGAGGCUGAUCAGAAGAGUGCGAAGUCCAUCCAAAUCGAGGGCAUGGCUGUCCAAUCCUUACAAACCGAAUUUUGGAGUGCAGUUCUACAGACCUCGUUUUCCAAGGGAUGACCACUCAUUCUACAAACCUGGCUUCGGCAACCAGAGGUACCACCACUUCAACCCAAGGGGUUACUUCCACCGGAGAGAUCAUUUCCCGCCUAAGCUUUACCACGUCGCACAGAGGGAGAGGGAACGAGAGAAGGAGAAGGUGCGGUACGAGCAGAGAGAGAGUGCUGAUGGGAGUUCACCUCCAAAACAAAACAACGCCACUAGAACUUUCUUACCAAGGUCCACAUCCAGCAGAGACAAGGACAUGCAGUUCAUCAUUUGUCAUAGUGACAGGAACCAAAGCAGGGAGAGAGAUCACAGGGGGACCAAAAGCAACGAAAGAGAACGAAGCAGAGACGGGGAGCUCCCUUCAACUGCGAGCCAGACGGUGACACGAGACAGAGCCAUCCAACAGAAGAGGAAAGAGAUAGACGAGGUGUACUAUCAGGAAUGUGAAAUGUUUGGCCUUGUGGCAAAGAUGCUGAUUGCAAAGGAUCAGUCCCUGGAGCGUCCCAUCCAGUCCUCGCUGCAGGAGAACCUCAGGGACAUCGGCAAGCGCUGUGUGGAGGCCAUGGAGAAAUUUAUAGAGGACUAUGACUCCAGGGAGCUGUCUCAGUAAUCAGACACGUACUCAUCAUGCCCAUCUGCCUAGCAUUGAUCCUACUGGUAAAAGUGUUGAGAAUGUUAUUUCAGGUGACUGAAGACUGCUUUUGUGUUUAUUUUUGUGUUUGCUAGUAGAAGUAAUAAGCCUGUACAUUAUUGUUUGCUGCCUGGACAAAAGUCUCCCUCUGUGCUUGGCCUCAUGGUGAGCACUGAGCAACGCUGGUGAAAAAAGAAAAGGAAACUUUUGAGAAUGUAAUGAUGAUGAUACAAAAAUACACUGGUUGUAUUGCUAUAAGUGUCCUUAUGAAGAAGUCAAACGUAUUUUGACAUUGAACUGAUUUGACAUCGGACUUUAUUAUGUACUUGCUUUUCAAUAAUAAAAUUUUGUAUUAUACAGCAUAUUAAACAUCUUGUGGGUAAAAAGUA